GCGAAUGAAGUCCAAGGUCCCCCAUUGGCCAGGGCCUAAUGUAUUCUUAUGAGCUCAGCUUCCCCGGAGCUUUAAAUGGAACCCUGCCGUCCGGGCUCUGGUCUCUGGGCUGGGCAGCUGCCACCCUCCCCCGGUGGUGGCACAGGGGCACGGCGGGGUUGGAAGGUCAACAGCUGGAGUCGGAAGAUGGACGCGCAGACCAACAGGAUGAACGCCCUGCCGCCUAGUCCCCUGGCCCUGGAGUACCUCGACGAGUUUGACUUGCUGAAGUUCGAGGUGAAGCAGGAGGCCGCCCGAGUGGGCGGGAGCGCCUCGCUGGACUCCACCCCCUGCAGCUCCGUGCCCCCCUCCCCCACCUUCGACAAGACGGGGGACCCCAAGUCCACUCUGGAAGAGCUGUACUGGAUGGCCACCCUCCAUCAGACGCUGGCGGCCGCUGCAGCAGGGGGCGGCCCCGAAAGCCAGCUCGUGCCGGCCUUUGACGAAGCGAUGGAGGCCCUCCUGGGGGUUCCCCUGGCGGAAGGUGGCCUCCGCGGGGGGGCCGCUCCCCAGCUGCAAGGCUUUCUGGGAACAAACGAAGGUCUCGCUGGAGAACAGCAACAGUUGCCCCUACUUUCUGACCGCUUCUCCGAUGCCCAGCUGGUCUCCAUGUCAGUACGGGACCUCAACCGGCAGCUCCGCGGCUUCGGCAAGGAUGAAGUGCAGCGCCUGAAGCAGAAACGGCGCACCCUCAAGAACCGCGGCUACGCCCAGUCCUGCCGCUACAAGCGGGUGCAGCAGCGCCAUGUCCUGGAGGCGGAGAAGUCCCAACUGGCCCAGCAGCUGGAGUCCCUGCGUGUUGAGAUGGCCCGGGUGGCCCACGAAAGGGACGUGUACAAGGCCCGCUGUCAGAAGUUGCUGGGAGACACCGCAGGGGGACACUACGGGGAGGGGGCGGAGCCUCCUGCGCCACAGCCUACAUCGCUGGGACAGUUUUUUCUAUGAAUGACCUGCAGCGUGCAAUGGACAGCGUGAGUGGGACAGGAGGUGGUGGCCGUCAGCUGUGGACAGGCGAGGCGUUUCCCCCUUUCGCCCCACCAGAGGGCGACAAAAAACAAGGCUCUUGAUAGGCUCCUCCCCCUUUCCCCACUAUUCGGGUCUCCAGAAAGUUAGGCCAAAAGAGCGUCACCAUGGGCAAG
This is a messenger RNA of Heteronotia binoei (common prickly gecko), 1178 nucleotides long. RefSeq names its product neural retina leucine zipper (gene NRL). Gene Ontology annotation, molecular function: RNA polymerase II cis-regulatory region sequence-specific DNA binding; DNA-binding transcription factor activity, RNA polymerase II-specific. Gene Ontology annotation, biological process: regulation of transcription by RNA polymerase II. Lineage: Eukaryota; Metazoa; Chordata; Lepidosauria; Squamata; Gekkonidae. The transcript is spliced from 3 exons. Bases 76 to 984 code for a protein of 302 amino acids. The record is from RefSeq and is a predicted model, not a curated record. Gene Ontology annotation, cellular component: nucleus.